Messenger RNA from Dracunculus medinensis (Guinea worm), 411 nucleotides. The record is from the annotation of a GenBank genome assembly. NCBI's taxonomy places the organism in Eukaryota, Metazoa, Nematoda, Chromadorea, Rhabditida, Dracunculidae.
AUGAAUAAGGACUGGCACAGCGAUCAUUUUUGUUGUUGGCAAUGCGAUAAUACUCUUACUGGUCAGCGAUAUAUACUCAGGGAUGAUCAUCCAUAUUGUAUUAAAUGCUAUGAGGAUGUAUUCGCAAAUAUUUGCGAUGAAUGUGCGAAACCAAUUGGCAUUGAUUCUAAGGAUUUAUCGUAUAAAGAUAAACAUUGGCAUGAAGAUUGCUUUCUAUGUAAUAUGUGUAAAAUUUCACUAGUUGAUAAGCCAUUUGGGAGCAAAAAUGAUCGAAUUUUUUGCUCGAAUUGCUAUGAUCAAGCUUUUGCAACUCGAUGUGAUGGAUGCAACGAAAUUUUUCGAGCUGGUUUGAUUUUUAUUCGAAUUUUUUUAACUCUCCUAUCUAUCUAUCUGAAUUUUGUCUUUUUUUAA